Lodderomyces beijingensis is the source of this 2460-nucleotide messenger RNA. The record is from the annotation of a GenBank genome assembly. NCBI's taxonomy places the organism in Eukaryota, Fungi, Ascomycota, Pichiomycetes, Serinales, Debaryomycetaceae.
AUGAAUACUGGAUGUGUCAUUAUACUACUAAUAUCACUCCUACCGGGCAUCAUAAUUGCCCAGUCGCAGAGGGAUGUAGCUGAAGACGACGAAUAUCGCAGCGCAAUGGCGCACUUGGAAGAUAUAGAGCGUACCUACCAGCGGAAGUACAUUCUAACCGCCGAGAAUGUGGAGAACAAUCUCUACAUCCCGCAAUUUGACUCCAAGACUGGCAACUAUAGAACAAGCUUGGAGUUGGAAACGCCACCGCCGCCAUUGCUUGUCCAAGAAGUGAUUCCACUUUUGGAAACAGCGGCGCUGCAGAACCAUUCGGAAGCUGCCGUGACGCUAGCGGAUUUGUUCAUGUUUGGCAAUUUUUCCCUACCGCCGGACUACAAGAAGGCAAAGCAGUACUACGAAAAGGCGCUUAGUAUAGCGCCAAAUGGCCACGCGUACUUUAUGCUAGGUUUCAUCUACUCAACAGGGAUGUUUGGAGAAUUUGAAGCUGAUCCAGAACGCGGGAACUUGUACUACCAAUUUGCGAUGGAAAACGGAGACAUCAAUGCGUUGCUCGUGUUGGCUUACCGCAAUCUCAAAGGUAUAGUUGUUCCACAAGACUGUGAGAUGGCCUUGCCCAUCUACUCCAAGUUGGCCAGUAUCGGGUUGCACUGGAUACUGAACUGGAACCAUCCGAACGAAGUUAGUUACAAUAUCCGAAUCUCCGAUUUCAACGGCGGAAUCUUUGGAGAAAAACUAAGCGAAACCAGCUCGUCCAUCAAGAUGCGAUCGCGGGUGUAUGCAGACUUGAAGCAGUCGUUCGAGGAGACAAAGUUGAACGCGAAUGACCACGAGUAUGUAUCCUUGUACUACGACGGUGUGGGGCAUAUGAUGGGAGACUAUUUUGUCUCUAGAAACUUGACAAAAGCGUUUUUAAAAUUCCAACAGUGUGUCGAAUUGGGGGAGGAAAUCUACGGUGCAAACGACUACAAAAACGUGGGGCUGAUUGAUCGCAUGUAUUUAAGCUCGUGCCAAACACACUUGGCCAGGAUGUAUUUCAAGGGUGUCUCUGUACCGAGAAACGUUGCCAAAGCUGAGCACUACUAUAACAUGUCUUUAAAAGUGCAGGCAACGCCAGAAGUGUUGAAUGACUUGGCCGUGAUUGAAGAGGAGGGCCUACUUAAAAAGGCAAAUUACUCGCGAGCAGUUGAACUCUAUGCGUCAGCGGUUGCCAAAAAAUCGCCUGAAGCCAAUAAGAACUUGGCCAAGUUAAUGAUGAAAAUCUAUGGCGACGAUCUCAGCGCCAACGCGCACCGGAGCGAGGUCUACAAGCACAUGAAGGACGCGGCGUAUUUGGGAGACACGGAAGCGUUGUUCUACAUGGGCCGCUUUUUGGAGUCGGGCUUGGCCGCGAGUGCUGACCCAGCAGAGCAAAUCACGUGCUCGAAAACCGUCAUGUACUACAGGGAAUUUGUCAAGAGGCUAAGUCGGUUCUUCACCCCUCAUUUGAAAUAUGCGUUUGAAGAGUUGAAAUGCGGCAACUAUAAAAACUCGCUAGUCGGGUAUCUGAUUGCCGCAGAGCAAGGAUUUGAACCGGCACAGGUUUCAGCCGCGUACUUGCUUUACCAACUUCAACCUUUGUCGGAGGCAACCAAGGUGUUUGCAGUCAGUCGAGUAAAGAAUGCUAUGAAGUACUUGGACGGCGCUUCGAGACAAGCAAAUGUUGAUGCCACCAUUUUACUUGGAAGCUUGCUUGCUGGAGAAGACCCCAAAGCUCAAAUAGAAACAGACCCAGAACGUGCUUUUAGCUAUUUCCGCCUUGCAGCUGACCGGCACUCCUCGUAUGGGGCUUACAAGUUGGCAGAGAUGUACGAAAACGGGUUGGGCCCAGUCAAUAACACUACCGACUACUACCUUGCCAAGCGGUACUAUGAUCAGAGUCUUCAGUACAGAGAAAAGUUUGACUUUGACAGACUGGUGACAUUAAACAAGGGUUCUUUAAACAAGGCGCACAUUAGCUGGGCGAUGUUGAGAUUGCGGUUCAAGUAUCUUUUCAACAGAAAAGCUUUCAAGAACAACCAAAUGGAAAACUCGCUGGACAGUUGGUUAAAUGCGUUUAAAAAGAUUGGGAAAAAGUCACCAAACAAGGAAAAGGAUUUCGAACUGCGAGAGCACAAUUCAAGGGCUGAUGCGCACCAUCUUGGAGGAACGCACGAGCACGAUUACGUUGAGAGCUAUGACCUUGGCGACUACUUGGUGAUUGCUUUGACUUUUGUCUUUUUUUCAAUUUUUUUCUUCCAGAAUGUUUUGAGACAGGUGCGGCAAAUUCGCAAUGGACGUCCACUUGCUGCAAAUCAAAAUAGAGAAGCGGCAGGAGCAGGAGGUGCAAGAGGAAACGAAAACGGCGAACAAAAUUGGGGAUGGAAUGGGAACCAGUUCAACUUUAGAAGAGGAAAUUUCGAGUUCCAUUUCUUUGCAAUAUAA